Molecule: messenger RNA, 336 nt
Organism: Colletotrichum higginsianum IMI 349063
Lineage: Eukaryota; Fungi; Ascomycota; Sordariomycetes; Glomerellales; Glomerellaceae
Product: Beta-ketoacyl synthase domain-containing protein
Exons: 2
Coding region: 1-336 (111 amino acids)
Source: RefSeq, a predicted model, not a curated record
AUGUCAGACACCAAGUCUAACACGACGGCUCUCGACCAUAAGAGUGUGUCAGAGGACGAGGAAGGAGGCAGAGCUAGUGAGGAGGGUCUACAGGGAACACCGGUGCCAAUUGAUGAGGAUGAAAUCGCGGCUCGGAUGAACAACCUUGAUCCUCCCUUCCUCGCUCUGUUUGCCGAGGCGGUUGGCUCUGGACGACGAACACCAGGCUCGCGGCCGGUCGACAUUACCGACAUAUCCGACCUUAAUGUAAUUACCGGAAUUCCUGAGUUCAGCGCCUGGCACAAAGACACCGUUAAGUUUUACAACGACCCGACGACCCGUGAUUCGGAAACCUAA